ACACACACACACACACACACACACACACACACACACACACACACACACACACACACACACACACACACACACACACACACACACACACACACACACACAGUGCUAACAGGCAGAGGCAGUGAGCCAGCAGAGAGCCUGUCGACCAGCAGCCAUGACAGACAUUGACUCUCUGAGCGGGGCUCUACAGGCUCUCAGUGUGAGUACAGAGCUGAUUGAGGAGGAGCUGAAGCCUCAUCUGGACACAUUGCUAACUGCUCUUUUGGAAAAGAAGAAGGAUGCUGCUGUGGAGAUAGCCAGCAGUGGGGUCCUGCCCUCCCUGGCCCAGACCUUACGGAGCAGAAGCCCCCUGAGCUGCCAGGUGGCGCUGCUGGUGGCAGAGAUGGCCAGAGAAGCUGCAGUCAGGGAGCCGUGCAUCGAGGCCGACCUGGUGAAGGUGCUGCUGCCCCACCUCAGCAGCAACGACCAGGAGAUGCUGCUGAACACCGGCAGGGCCAUCGGACGCAUCUGCUUCGACAACGCCUUCCAGCAGGACCAGCUGGUGCAGAGUGGGGUCAUCCCCAGGCUGGUGUCCAUCAUCAGGCAGUAUCCGGAGAACGACCCCCUGGUCAACGUCUGCCUGCUGGCCCUCUGUAACCUGGCAGACAUGGACUCAGCGAGGGAGGCCCUGGCAGAGCAAGGUGUGGCAGAUGUGCUGACCUUACAGUUGAAACGGGCGCCUGAUGGUGAACGCCGACACGUCAUCCUGGAAAUACUGGGCGCUCUGGGCGAGAGUGAUACACUGAAGCUGCAGUUUGCAGAGUCAGGAGUACCAGAGGCUUUAUCAGAGAUGAUUCGGAGUCUGCAGGGAGGUUCGGACCCCCACGACCUCUGCAGCAUCAAGAUCGCCUCCAACCUCAUCGUGUCUCUGCUGUUAGGAGAUGAGUCCAUGCAGAAGUGUUUUGGUGAGGGCUCUGGGGUGGUGUAUCAGGAUGUUCUGUCCUGGCUGCAGAGCUCCAACACACAGCUGCAGCUGUCGGGGGCCCUGGCCAUUGCCAACUUUGCCAGAAACGAUAGUAACUGUGUGAAGAUGCUGGACCUCGGGGUGGUUCCUCACAUCCUGACCUUGUUGGAGCAACACGUGGACGAAGGAGACGUCUCUGUUCAACACGCCGGACUGAGCGCGCUCAGAAACCUGGCCAUUCCUGCCACGAACAAAGUGCGGAUGCUGGAGGACGGUGUGACGGAGAGGAUAAAGAGUCUGCUGCGCUCCGACAUGCCGCCGGUGCAGUUCAAACUGCUGGGGACACUGCGCAUGAUGGUGGACGGACACGAGGAGGCAGCUCUGGUGCUGGGGAGGGACGCUGUGCUGCUGGCUCGGGUCAUGGAGUGGUGUGAAGCCAAAGACCAUGCAGGGGUCCGGGGGGAGUCCAGUCGCCUCCUGGCGGCCCUCAUCAGACACAGCCGCAGCGCAGAAGUGGUCCAUGCUGUUGCCAAAGCAGAUGGGGUUCGGCACCUUAUCUCCAUGGCAACAAGUGAACAUGUCAUCAUGCAGAAUGAGGCCCUGGUUUCCCUGGCAAUAGCAUCUGCCAUUGACAUUGAGUGUAUGAAGGAAGUGUUCAGGGACUCGGAGCUGCUCACCAUGCUUAAGGAGAUGUUGGAGGAUCCUGUCGGGGCGAUCGAAGUCAAGUUCAGUGCUUUAGGUCUGAUCUGCAGCCUGGCUAACUCCAGUGUGAUGAAGGAGGAUCUGCACUCUGUGAAUAUGAAGGAAAGCCUCAGUAAAUUGACAGAGCACAGCAGCAGUAAACUCGCCUCGCAGGCCAGCUCCAUCCUGGCCUCUCUGGGUGACAGCAGCUAAAGCAGCACACGAUCUGUCCGGCUUAUUCAAAUGUAUUCAAAUGAUCUUACUGCUACCUAUUGAGAUGGCUUGACAAAAUGUAUCCUGUUGUAUGGCAAUAAUUACUUAUUUCAGACAAGCAAGACUUAAAACUAAAGGGGUGCAUCAACCAGGAGCAUGAAUGUGUGUCAAUCUCGCAAAUAGAUUAUCAGAAACAUGUGCAAAGUUGACACCUUGGACUGAGGGUGGAGUUGGGGGAAGGUUGUCAGUGUCCACAUGUGACCUGUCCAUUGUUUUGACAUUUCUUGUAGGCCUAGAAAGGACAGGGUGUCUGCAAAGUCAGAUAGAAAUGACUUCCCAUGAGACAAUGAAACUAAAAGGGAAGUUCAAGAAGGAAACCAAAACCUGGUCUUCACAUUAUUCUGUCUGUAAUCUGACCUGUAGUUGUUGUGGUUUCCUGCUCUGGACCAAAGUGGUUGGUGGAUAGAUGAACUGAGCUCAUCUUCUUUAGGAUUCACUUGUAUAUUAUUUAGGACAAAGUAUGUAGUCGUGAUGCAAGCCCAUGUUGAUAUAUACUGUAUACAGAAAUGUCAUACUAUCAAACGUUUAAGGUUGACUUUAAUUAAAUGUAAUAUGUCAGCAGAUUUCACAUAGCUGUAGUAGGUGAGUUGAAAGCAAUAAUAAUAUUAAGUUGAACCGAAUAUUUUUUAUGUAACUUCGAACUAACGUAAUACAGUUAUGUGAAAUCAGUCACAUUUCAGUUUUUUCCGUGUAAAUACUGGCCAAAUAUAUUGCAUGAAGAGCCCCACACAUUUCUGAAAUGGACCACAAUGUAUUGGUGUGUGGAAGUGUACCCAAAUCACAAAUAGAGACAACCAAAAGGUGACAAGAAAAUGAUUUUCAUAGGCUCAAUCAGUGGGCAGGGUUUGACAUGAAACCUAUGAACGUUUAAAAUAAUCUGUGCAGCAAUAUUGUUUGGAAUGAAUAAGAAUUUGAAUGACUUCAGAUACAAAUAAAAUGAGUGGCUAAUAUUGUUGAUAUCAGAUAUCAACUGCAAGAAAUUGACUGAGCUAUUUUUUACAGGCUUAAACUUGGUCGAGAUGACCACACACUUUGUAAUUCACCACUGUCCUUCAGAAUAACAGAGUAAUUAUUAAUGUAGCCAUACUAACAAACAACACAUCUGCAGGUGCUCGAGUAAUAAACACUGACUUUUUGUAAUGGGGAAACAUCAUGACUUGAGUUUUACAAACACUUGGGUAAGCUUACAGAGCUGCUGUUGUCAUCUGGUUAAAGUAAACAAGUAGUUAUGAAUCGUUGGUCAUGGUUAAACAGAUUUUGUUGCUGUUUGUGUUUCAAAUGUACUAGAAGAAUCUGUCUGUAUGUAUAUACAGGAUUAUUGAGAAGAGGGCAGAUGCACACCACACACAAUAACAGAGACAGGAGUUUUUCAGGGAUAAUGGGAAUAGAUUUUGGUAUGCUGUGUGAGUGGAGGGGGGUGGGGGAGUGGGUGGGUUGGGCUAAGAAACUGCAGCACAUUAGAAUAAAAAUCCUCAUUAGAACUAUGACACAUGACAGAACUGAAAGGUGCAUGGACAUCUUUGUUGCAACUGUGCAACUUCCAUCAGUUGAAGGGUGGUCUAACCCAAAAGCAUAACUUAUUACACUGCCUGACAGUGUUGUAGUACUCGAGUCCGACUCGUGAGCUCAAUUUAGAGACUCGUGACUUGACUUGGACUUGAGCACUAAUGACUUGAACUCGGACUUGGACUCGUGCAUUCGGACUCGCGAUGACUCGAAAGGACUCGACUUUGUCAUUAAAACCCUGAGGUCGACGAACACGCCGGCGCGUUUUCGCCACUCUUUUCAUAUGUUUCUAUUAAUAUUUAUGCCAUAAUACGGCUAGAAAUGUUGCCGGAAUCGGUACUCUCUUCUUUCCGAUGCAUUCUCUCGCGAGAUCCUACGUGAUCAGCCGGAGCUAGGGGGCCAAUAAUAGAGCUUGAUGCAUACAUCUUUGUGAAUGAUGUGUGUGUCAAGCUCUCUUAUUCGCCCUUUCAAUGCAUAUGAAAGUUCAUAGCACCCGCCAUUAGGACACGCCUAUGAGCUGCGGGAACACGGUUAUGUUUUCUGGAAGUUUAACAACACAUGGUUUCCCACACAUAGACUUUACGUGGGCGGGUCACCCAGGUAUAUUAACGGCAGCCCAAGUGUAUUUCGCGACCCAUUUAAAAAAAAAACGCUUCCUGUACCUGUUCACUGUGCUAUCGUGUGUGUCCCCCGGACUUGAUCAAUAGGGACUCGACUUGGACUUGACUUUGAAAUUUCUUUAAUGACUUGGACUUGAAGCUGAACUUGGACUCGAGGCAUAGUGACUUGACUACAACCCUGCUGCAUGAUCACAUGGCUGCAGUGUGACAGCAAAAUCCACGGCUAACAAACACUCUAAACAAAGCUUCCUGUUGAUGAUAUAUCGCAAACAUAACUUUUUCAUUCCUUUCGGAUCCUAGAAGCACAAUGUGAAGGAGUCACAUGCACAACAUAUCUGAGCUGCAGCCAUUAUCAUAGAACAUAACAGUGCUACAGUGCAAUAAGCAAUGCAGUGUUCGGUAGCCAGAGGAAAUGAUGAGUGUGUGUUCUAUUCAAUCACGCAGCGCACAAGAGUUUUACCGUAAUGUUUUAUGUUAUAUCUGUAUCAAGAGUCUGUAUAAAUAACUGUUCCAAAUUUGUGAAAAAAAUCGGUAUAUUUAGUAAGUAAUGGAAUAUUUGCCAUUUUUUAAGCUUUGUUCUAGAAACAGCAGAAUAAAGAUAUGCAAUGUCU
Messenger RNA from Eleginops maclovinus (Patagonian blennie), 4631 nucleotides. Its product is annotated as rap1 GTPase-GDP dissociation stimulator 1-B. Bases 152 to 1834 code for a protein of 560 amino acids. The transcript is spliced from 14 exons. Gene Ontology annotation, cellular component: cytosol. Gene Ontology annotation, biological process: positive regulation of GTPase activity. The record is from RefSeq and is a predicted model, not a curated record. Lineage: Eukaryota; Metazoa; Chordata; Actinopteri; Perciformes; Eleginopidae. Gene Ontology annotation, molecular function: guanyl-nucleotide exchange factor activity; protein binding.